AUCUUUCCCCGCAAGGUCACGACGUCCUUGCUUCUCUAGCAAGUUAAGGUCAUUUAGAAGCAGCAACCAGAAUCAAGUUCAAGAAAAUGUCUCUUGUCACGGAAGAGAUCAAGGCCAAAGCUGAGGUCUAUUAUGGAGAUGAAAUCUGCCAAGAGAAAACAAAGCUCUUGCUCAAGGAAAUAGGGCUGCCAAAUGGGCUCUUGCCCUUGCGUGACAUUAUAGAAUGUGGGAUCGUGAUGGAGACAGGAUUUGUGUGGCUGAAGCAGAAGAAGAGCAUAACCCACAAGUUUGAGAAGAUUGGAAAACUUGUGACCUAUGCACCUGAGGUCACAGCUUUUGUGGACCGCGGCGGCAAGAUCAAGAAGCUAACUGGGGUCAAGACCAAGGAGCUCUUGAUUUGGGUCUCACUAAGUGACAUCUAUUUGAAUGACCCACCAACUGGAAAGAUCACUUUCCAGAUACCUUCUGGGCUCAACAGAUCUUUCCCUUGUUCAGCUUUUGAGGUUGAAGAAACUAAGAAUGUUAAGCAAGAAAACAAGGAAGACGAGGAAGUGAAAGGAGCUGUGGGAGUAAAGGGAGUGUGAGCAGUUUAGUUCACUAGUUUGACUACUGAUAAAUCUUUUCAUCUGCUGUGCUUUGCUACCCCUAAUCCCUCUCCAUUGUGAUGUUUUAAGUUGUUUACUUGUUUAUGUUGGUAAUGAAAUGCCUUUAGAAUUCAUAAAA
Molecule: messenger RNA, 723 nt
Organism: Hevea brasiliensis (rubber tree)
Lineage: Eukaryota; Viridiplantae; Streptophyta; Magnoliopsida; Malpighiales; Euphorbiaceae
Exons: 1
Coding region: 87-584 (165 amino acids)
Source: RefSeq, a predicted model, not a curated record